UUUCAAAAAUACUGGAUGGGAUGCGGUGACUUCCUGCGCACCGGCAGGGUUUCGCAACCUGCCUUUACAGCCAGGGGUUACAUUUGCGGUGCUGUAGGUAAAACAUGCCUACUCAUCAGUUACACAACCAAUGCUUUUCCUGGAGAAUACAUCCCCACUGUCUUUGACAACUACUCUGCUAAUGUAAUGGUGGAUGGAAAACCAGUGAACCUGGGUUUAUGGGAUACAGCUGGACAAGAGGACUAUGACAGAUUACGUCCAUUAUCGUAUCCGCAAACAGUUGGAGGGACCAGUGGUAAGAAUGUAACUUCCAGUCUGAAAGAUCAACCUAUUUCCGAUGUGUUCUUAAUCUGCUUUUCACUUGUGAGUCCUGCUUCCUUUGAAAAUGUCCGUGCUAAGUGGUAUCCUGAGGUGCGGCACCAUUGCCCCAACACCCCCAUCAUCUUAGUAGGUACCAAACUUGAUCUCAGAGAUGAUAAAGACACUAUUGAAAAACUGAAGGAAAAGAAAUUGACUCCAAUCACCUACCCACAGGGGCUUGCCAUGGCAAAAGAGAUUGGUGCAGUGAAAUACCUAGAAUGCUCAGCACUUACACAGCGAGGCCUCAAGACAGUGUUUGAUGAAGCUAUUCGAGCAGUUCUUUGCCCCCCUCCUGUAAAGAAGAGGAAGAGAAAAUGCCUGCUGCUGUAAAUGUCACCCUCCCUGCCCCCACUCCAAACCCCAUGUGCUUUGCUCAAACAAUGGAGCAUUCACAUUCAAUGCCAAGUUUUUUCUGUUAUAAAUUUGUUCUUUCAUGACAUUUUUGAACCAAUCAACAAUUUCAGUUUCACUUGUUUUAAAGUAUGAGAAUUGCUUUUCAUUCUACUAAAAGUGAAAUCUUAAAAGACCUAUGUAAAGCCUUAUUUUUAAAGUCCUAUUGUUGCUCAGAUUAAUCAAUUGUUGCCAAACUAUCUGCUGAACUAGGUUGCAUUGUUGUGCUAUGAACACUAAGCACUAAACUGUUUUGAAGACGUCUGUCUUUAAGAAGACUCUAAUGUCCAUUAGGAAAUGCAAAAACUCUCGUUUUUCACAGAGAAGUAACAGUACAGUAUCCUUAGCAAAAUGUUGCUAAUGCAUUCAUUAAACACUUUCUCAACCCAGGGUUGUUGCAUAGCAUUGUGUAUCAAACCUAAAUGAGUACAAGAAUUGAUAUUAUGACUGACCACCUUGAGUCACAGUAAAAAAUGCUUUGUCACUGGUAAGGGCUCAGUUGCAAUUUAGUUCUUACUACUACAAUUAAAUAUAAACAUUCUUAAUUGAAGUUUAUCUAGUCCUUUUGAUAGCAUUGUAUUGUGAUGGAUAGGUGAAGGACUGGUUGGAGAUCAAAUGAGGUUGCCAGGCAGUAUUUGACACUGUACAGAUCAAUUUAUACACUACAUUGUCAGAGUAGUUGAAAACUGAAUAGACACUUGUCACAGAAAAACCAGUAAACUUCUAUCACAGAUAUGCAGUAGAUGAAGAGAGGUUGGUGUUCAUAGGUAAGUUCUGGAUUUCUUUUCAAGUAGGGCAUUCACUUGAUGAUGUUUUUGAACUGGUCAUUCCCACAACUGUUGAACUUAGAAAAAUGCUUUUCUUGUAGAAUCUCUUCUUACUGAGCAAUAUAACUUGUAUUUUAAAAUCUUUGAGUGAUAGAAUUUGCAUUUUUUUUUGGUAGAUUAGUUGAAGCAUAUUCUUAUUUUCCUUUUCUGAUCCAGUAAUUUUUGUGCUUUUGGAGGAGCUUUCUUUAGUCUUCUAUAUACUAGAUGUAAAAAUCAAGUGAGCAGCUUUCCAAGUUUUAGUAACUUUUUUAUACUUUAGACUUCCUUAAACUAUGAACCUUCUCAAGCAUCACUGUUUGCCAGGUAUCCCAGCACUGUAAUGUUACUAAUGCUGACAAUUGUCCUUUACCUCACCUACAUGUACAUGUGCAUCGAUUUAUUUAGUAAUGGUAACUUGGGUCUGUGAGGUUCUGUAAACUAGUGCUAGUGCUAACAAUGUUCUGUACAUUCUAAACACUGGCAAGAAUACAAUGUUGAACUCCACCCUUUCAACCACUAGAGCAAAAUUUAAAAAUCAAGUUGCAAAAUUGUGAAGUUUUUACAUUGAUCUUUUGCUAAUGCAAUUAGCAGUAUGUUUUGCAUGUAUGACUUAAUAAAUUCUUGAAUCAUG
Alligator sinensis (Chinese alligator) is the source of this 2187-nucleotide messenger RNA. Its product is annotated as Rac family small GTPase 1. NCBI's taxonomy places the organism in Eukaryota, Metazoa, Chordata, Crocodylia, Alligatoridae. Gene Ontology annotation, cellular component: cytoplasmic vesicle; dendritic spine; cytoskeleton. Gene Ontology annotation, molecular function: GTPase activity; GTP binding; protein kinase binding. The transcript has 7 exons. The record is from RefSeq and is a predicted model, not a curated record. Gene Ontology annotation, biological process: actin filament organization; regulation of cell shape; regulation of actin cytoskeleton organization. The coding region runs from base 16 to 690 and encodes 224 amino acids.